AUGUCUCAGCCAACAACCGCAGACUGGUUUCAACGCCCUCAGGGCAACGACUACCCCAAAGGGCUUUACAAAAGCUCCUGCACAUGGCGUCAAUGCGUCCUUGUCCAGGUCAUCUUAGACUCUCAGCAGCCAUACAUCGCCCUCUGCCUGGAAAAUAAGGACCAGGGACAGGUCAUUUUCCCAUUUCAGGGAAUUCACUUUCAUUGUGGGAUCGAAGGUGAAGCGGCACAGACCGACGACUGGAUCAACACAUUGAGGACAACCUGUCCGCUUCUCGCUGCGCAGGACAAGUUAUACUAUUACGCAGUGAGGUCCAAGAGCUCGCCUGUGUUUACCAAGGUCCAAAGACCGUUGAUGGAUGAAGAGCUCAAGGGAAAACUGAGAAAGCUCCGGAACAUCGAGUGCAGCUACACUGAAGUUUCGCCUGCGCUCGAUUUUUCAGUGAAACUCCACAAUCUCGUGCACCAAGACUGCGAUGGAGAAGGAUUCUGGUAUUAUCGCCAGAACCCAGAGUCAGACGUUACCAAGCGGCACCCGGAGAUGCCAUGGCUCUGGACAAAUACUGAAGACAGGCGGGAAUACAUCAAGUGGCAACCCCACAAUCCCCUGUUCUUCGACGACAACGACCGCAUUUGCCGUCUUCUGAAGGCCUCUAAGAAUGAACGCUACCAGCAAGUGCGGGAAGUUGCUGAGGUCUUCAAUCCUACCCGGCAGCAUGAGGCAUGGUGCACUGAGAGUGAUUUCGGCCUACCCGGUAGCACGCACCUGGUACAUAUCAAGAUCUUGGCAGUGCGACCAAGUGACAAAGUGGUCGUCCCCAAAUUGCAGGAGGGCACCAAGGUGAAAUUCGAGUGGGCUCUCAGUGGUGUCCCCUACGCCAUGGAUACGAAGCUUGCUGAUCAGGGAGCUGUCACCCAGUGUGACUCUAGUGCUGACCUUGUUCUCCGCGUGACAGGCCAGGUCACACUAGCACCGGGCGAACGCUCUCCCAUCGUCACAUCAGCAGAGGCAAACACGAUGCCCAUUGACGCCCAGAUUGAGGCUCUUGGCGAGGCAAGUAAAUCAGCUCUUGUCUUUGGGGAUCGUUCAGGAAACCAGGGUCGAGAUGUUCAGCGGGAGAGGAUAGGUCACCUUUCACAGACCUUCCGACUUGAUGAGGCCCAAAGAGAGGCCUUUCAGGCUUCGCUGGUGAGAGUCGUCUGCGGCGUCAGCCUGAUCCAAGGUCCUCCGGGAACUGGAAAAACCAGUACGGCCAAAGCGAUUGUCUGCACAGCGGCAGCGCUUGGCUGCAAGAUCCUCCUGGUUGCUGGGUCCAACAAGGGUGUGGACAACCUUGCUGAGGCGGUGGUGAAAGCCCUCCAACGGGACGAGCGACUACGAGGCUGGUGUGGCCAGCUCGUCCGGUUCCGCACACCGCGAUACCAGCUCGAAAGAGCGAGGGGUGGUGAACCUUCAGAUGAGGGCGACAAUCUGAGUAGCGUUCAAGCUCACGUCCUCGCCAUCCAGUACGCCCAGGAACACGCCACCACCGACAAGUACGCCCGGUCUCUACUAGAACGCCUUGCAGACGACAAGCAGCGACGACUGAGCAAGGAAGAGCGGAAGGGCCUCAAGGGGGAUUACGAACACUGCGUCAUGAAGGUCCUGCAGAACGCCAAGAUCGUUGCCACAACCUUGAGCAACGCGUCCCAGGAUCUUCUGAGACGUUCGGGUUUUGAGCCUGUCUUCGUGAUUUGCGACGAGGCAGGGCAAUGCCAGGAAGGCGAAAUCACCAUCGCCCUGACCAUGCCAUCGACUCAGGUGAUCGUCUUGAUUGGAGACCCGGAGCAACUGCCGCCAACUGUUGUCUCAGAACACGGGAUCAAUGAGGGCGCGUUGUAUCUGAAGAGGUCCCUGAUGGAGAGGCUGCACGAAGCAGGCUACCCCUGCACGAUGCUGUUGACCAACUACCGCAGUCACGGCCACAUCUUUGACCUCUUCAACCGGUGGAUCUACAACGGUGCGCUGAGAUUGGGUCCCAACAACAACAGCGAACAGCGCGUCGGAAACGUCUGGGACACCUUCACCCGCUCUCGUCACUACUUCCGCGGUUACGGUGUGGUGGGAGUUCGCCGCCUUUUCAUCAAUGUGAUUGGGGAGGCUAUUCGCGCUGAGGGUAGCCAGUCGUGGUCCAACCAGUCGCAGGCUAUGGUGGCUGUGCACCUUCUGAAGAACGUUUUCGCCUAUCGGACGAGUGACGGUCAACAAAUUCGUCCAGAAGAUAUCAUGGUGAUCUCUCCGUAUGCGGCACAGCGAGCUUUGGUCGGAAGGCUCAUGGCCCAGCACGGGGUAAGCUGCCGGGAUAAUCUUACUGUGGAUGCAUCCCAGGGUCAAGAAGCUCCCAUGGUCAUCUUCAUGUUGACGAAGCCGUCGAGGAACCCCGUCAAUGUCGGUUUCAUCGCCGAUCAGCAAAGACUCAAUGUCGCACUGAGCCGUGCACGCGAGGUUCUAGUCAUUGUCGGGAAUCGCUUUGUCUGGGAUAGAGACGCCCUUGACAAGAUCAAGAAGUCUCAUGGCAGGACGGUCAGGUUCCUCCUCCAUCUUCUCCAUGACACGAGCAUGCGUGGUCAUACCAUGGUGUGGCACGGUGAAGCCACAGUCGAAGAUGAGAACCCUGUUGGGCCAGUGGAAUACAAGUGCCCUGACCGGUCAAUUUACCGGACGGCCGCAGUCUCCUCCGCCCCCGUUUCCUCCGCACUCGUCCCCGCUCACGUCCCCCAACGGCCCGCCCAACUGUCUGGUGGAUCCUUCUCUACAGCGCCCUGGAGGCCGUCUGCUAGACCUGUUCCUGAGAUCGAAGGCCCAGGAACACCAUCUCGGCCGACGCCACAGGUGAACAUGCCCGUUGGUCCGUCCCGGCAGGCACCUUGUCUGCCAACGUCCACAAGCCAAUCAAGGGACAUCGAGGAAGAUGUCAGUAUGGUGGACGUUGGGAACUCCGAAGGUCGACAACUCGCACAGCAAUCCGGCUGUCCGCCCUCUCCUGUCCUCCCUCCUUGGCAUGCUCGCCAACGAUCCCGCUCUCCCCCUCAUCGCGAAGCGACGUAUCGCGAGCGGUCUCGCUCCCCUUCGAGCGCCAUCGACAACUGGCUGCUCACACGGGGUGGUCUGCCUCAGGUUGAUCUAAUUCCUCGUGGCAACCUCGUCUCAUUACCAGUCGAGGAACUGGAGAGCCAGUAUAGACUUACCCGCGCCGCUGAAGAAUUGGCUGCUGCAAGCGCUCGGCGUACGUGGGUUGAGGAGGAGCUCCGGCGUGUGCGUCGCGACAGGGAUGGUCGCAACAGAGACGACCAAAGAGAUGGUCAGUAG
Aspergillus neoniger CBS 115656 is the source of this 3348-nucleotide messenger RNA. Its product is annotated as P-loop containing nucleoside triphosphate hydrolase protein. The transcript is spliced from 4 exons. NCBI's taxonomy places the organism in Eukaryota, Fungi, Ascomycota, Eurotiomycetes, Eurotiales, Aspergillaceae. The record is from RefSeq and is a predicted model, not a curated record. Bases 1 to 3348 code for a protein of 1115 amino acids. Gene Ontology annotation, molecular function: 5'-3' DNA helicase activity.